AUGAAAGCUGUUACAAUUAAUGAAAAAGAAAAAGAAAAACUCAUUGGUUAUAAUUGUAUAUAUCGAUAUGGAACAUAUGAAUUUAAACUUGAAUAUAGUAUAUUAACUGCAAAGUGGACAAUAGUGAAUGAUAAACAUCAUUCAGAAGAAGUAGAAAAACAAUUAAAUACAUACAUAACUCGUAUUAAUGAGCUUUCAUGGGUCGAUAUGGGUUAUACACUCGAUGAACGAAUUCAACAUGUUUUAAGAUCAUUCGAUGGUUAUCUCUCUGGUUUCAAAGCCGAAAAUAAUGAACAUCAACUACAAGAAAACUCUAAUUCUUCAGAGAAAAAUGUAGUUGAUAAUGGUUGUCAUUCAUUAACAACACCAUCAGUUGUACCACAUCGUAAUCAUCAAAAUAAUGAAUAUAGUACACGAAGUAGUGUACAAUAUACUUCAUUUAUUCGACCACUAACAGGAGUUGUUCGUCAACGACGUAUCAUCGAAUCAAUUUAUUUACGCAUUCAACGAAAGAAAAAGAAAUUUGAAAAAAUUGUUGAUCUAUUGAAUGGCACAGAAUCAUCAACAAUGUAUGAGUUAGGUUUAGAAUUUUUGCGUGUAUAUGAUGGAAAAUUUAAUUAUCCAGAAGGACAUACUGUAAUAAAACCUAAUCCAGUGCAACAAAAGAAGUCAAAAUCAAAGUCACAAUCACAUCGACAAUAUUAUGAACUCCGACUGAUUCCAGGUUUUCCAAGUUUUGUUUGUCAUAUAAGUUCAACUGGUACCAAGCUCAUUACACAUAAAAUUGUUGAAACCGUACGAAAUUCAUUUGCUGAACAACAAGGUUGA
This is a messenger RNA of Rotaria sp. Silwood1, 828 nucleotides long. NCBI's taxonomy places the organism in Eukaryota, Metazoa, Rotifera, Eurotatoria, Philodinida, Philodinidae. The record is from the annotation of a GenBank genome assembly.